AAUGCUCCGCUGUCAAACGUCAGAAAAGUUGUGAACAAGAGCACAACAAAACAGACUUGUAAAAAAUGGUGAAUGAAAAUAGUCAGAAAAAGGACGAAGUGAAGGAAAAAAUGGAUCUUUCUUAGGAGUAUCGCCGUUAGAUUAGUUGUAGCAUCGUAGUGUAAUUGGCUCUGGGGAGUAGAAUAAGCGUCGUCCACAUCAUUCCAUGCAAAUCGAGGUCAAGCACUUCGCACACACGACGGCGAGGUCACAGCGUUCCAGCGUUCCAACGGGAGAAGCUAAUUGGUGUCCGCGGUUAGCAUUAGCAGUAAAAUAAUUGAAAGCAGAUACAUCUACUCGCCCACCCGCUCCACGACGGCAACCGCGACACGACGGUGAGGAAAGUGAACAUGAGAGACCGCGGUGUCUCUGCAGCUGGUCCUCGCAACCGAAGACAAUGGGUGCUUUUGUUCUCGCUGACGUACGUCGUCGGAUUUGUGCUGCUAGCGUCCCUAACCACACCUAGCUCGGUGUCGGCGGUUUCAACGGCGGCCGGCUCGUUACGGCACGGCGAUGACGAGGAUGUGUCUGGGGACGAGGAGGAAGGGUACUGUGCGCCGUACAAUGGGAAGGUCUGCAAGCGAUUCAUAAACAGCCGGCAGGUGUGGUACAGCCGGGAGGAUGGAACCGGUGGUUGGGAAAAUGAGAAAAUUACCACCGCACUGUUCGACGAUCUUAUCACCGAUUUGCCCCAGUACUGUCGUCCGGCGGCGGAGAAACUGCUCUGUGCAUACGCUUUCCCGCAGUGCGUCAUCAAGGACGGCACCACCAUACGGCUGCCGCUGUGCUACGAAGAUUGUGUAGCAACGUAUCUGCAAUUUUGCUACAACGAUUGGGCACUGAUCGAGGAAAAGAAAGAGCGUGGUGAUGUGAUCAAAUCGCGAGGCCAUUUCCGUCUGCCAAACUGCGAAGAACUGCCUCGGUACAACAAAACGGCGAAACCUCCCAUCUGCUCGCACGUCGGUCUGACCGAACUCGUCUCGGAGGAAGUGACCUAUGACUGUCGUAUGGGAAAUGGAAGGUUUUAUCUUGGCACGGUCAACGUAACAAACACCGGCAUCCCGUGCCAAAAGUGGGACUCACAGGAACCACACUCGCACCACAAACCGCCGCUGGUGUUUGCCGAGCUGCAGGACGCGGAAAACUAUUGCCGGAAUGCGGGCGGAGAAGAACCGACGCCGUGGUGCUACACGACCGAUAAAACCGUCCGAUGGCAGGCUUGUGAUAUACCGCUUUGUCCAAACUCCACCGAUGCCAGUGAUAUUCGAGGCAAAAUAGACAUGACAAUGGAAUCGGUCUUUACCCCAUCGAUGAUAUUCCUGCUGUCGGGCAUCGGGUUCGUCGCUAUCGUGCUGCUCCAUCUGAUGGUGUUGCUUUGCUACCGAGUGUCCCGCCACCGGCGCAAUCGCCGACAGUCGGGUGCGGCUGGUUACAACACCGCCGCAUCGCAGGAUGGGCAAGGCAUCGAUAUUAACAAGCUGCCGUCGAACGUAAACUAUCAUCGCACGGGAGCGCAGCUGAAUCCGAAGCUGGAAAAGCUCGAAUUUCCACGCAACAACAUCAUCUACAUAAAGGACCUUGGCCAGGGUGCCUUCGGACGGGUGUUUCAAGCCAAAGCGCCCGGCCUGGUGUCCGGUGAAGAUUUUACGCUAGUCGCCGUAAAGAUGCUAAAGGACGAAGCCAGUCAAGACUUGCAGGUCGAUUUCGAACGGGAAGCGUGCCUGCUGGCCGAGUUUGACCAUCCCAACAUAGUGAAGCUGCUGGGCGUUUGUGCGAUCGGACGGCCGAUGUGCUUGCUGUUCGAGUUUAUGGCUCGCGGUGAUUUGAACGAAUUCUUGCGCCAAUGCUCCCCGUUCGCGCAGCAAAACCGGGCGGACAGCAUCAGUACGGAGUUGUCACACGGCGAUCUGCUAAACAUUGCCCAUCAAAUAGCGUCCGGCAUGGUGUACCUGUCCGAGCGCAAGUUCGUGCACCGCGAUCUGGCCACCCGCAACUGUUUGAUCGAUGACCAUAUGGUGGUGAAAAUAGCCGACUUUGGGCUGUCGCACAAGAUCUACCUGCAGGAUUACUAUAAGGGGGACGAGAACGAUGCCAUCCCGAUCCGUUGGAUGCCGCUGGAAAGCAUCCUCUACAACAAGUACACGAUCGAGUCGGACGUGUGGGCGUACGGUGUGUGCCUGUGGGAGAUAUUCUCGUUCGCCAUGCAGCCGUACUACGGGAUGACGCACGAGGAGGUGGUAAAGUUUGUGAAGGAGGGCAACAUGCUCGGCUGUCCGGAAAAUACGCCGCUCACCGUGUACGAUCUGAUGCGCAAAUGCUGGAGCCGAAAGCCGAACGACCGGCCCAGCUUUCACGUGAUCUACCAGAAGCUGCAGCAGAUACGGGCCGAUUUCGAUGGGAAAAUGCUGAUGUAGCCACAGCAAAUCUCCGCCUCUGGUGAGUAGUAGCAGCGCAGACCCAACACUGCCGUUUGAAGAGGAAUUUGUGGCAUUUGUGUAAUAUGUACAAGAACGAUGAUGCCUGUACCUAUAAUCGACAACGGUUUACCAAUUUCCAAAUGCUUUAUUUCCGUCAGUAAAGUCGAGUAAAGACGAAGCAUUUCUUAGGUCAUAAUUUCUGCAGGACAGAGAGCAAGAGCGUAUAAACGAUCGUCAUUAUGAUGAUCCCGUGCCAUUCGUUUUAUGAUUCCAUUUUCAUUUUCAUUUCGUUUGAACGUACAUGACAAACAUGUUUUCCUCCAAUGCUCAACACACCACAAGACUUGCCGUACACGUGUUUAUCUCAGCAUGUUGUCUCAGCAUCAGACUGCCUGAAAAUCGGAAAUCUCAGUAUUUUAGUUAUUAUUUAUUAACAAUCAUCCCUUACAUUUGCAUCCGUACCAUCAAUAUUUCGAAAUUAACACGAAUAUUUAUACAGUAGUUUGUAUGUAGCAUCCUUCUUAAAUUGACGCAUACAUUUUUAAAGCAACCGCGCUGACUGUAUCGAUCGGCAAAAUACGGAAAAAAGACCAUAUCGAGACCAUUAGUUUGUUAGGUUCAGGUAGAUGGUUUUCGCUUAUCCAACUCAAUUCUUAAGUCUCCUUAGUAAUAAACAAUCGCUCCCCUCCUAAAGUUAGCGGUUUCGGCGAAGAUUCGUUUUUACCAUUGUAACAUACAUACACAAAAGCGAUUAAAGCGAUGAUGUCGUCCUCACAUCUUCCAGCAGUGUGAAGAAGUAAUGUAAGAUUCUGCCUCCCCCCCCCCUCUCCUCAUAGCAUGUAAGUGAUACACGCCCCAGGACACAAUAAUAAUAAUAAUAAUGAUGAUGAUGAGUAUCAAUUUUGAUAAAACUUAUGGCAAACAAGGGGGAGCAACAGGGAGGAGGCAAUCGAACCAUUUCCGCCCUGGAGCAAAUCGAAAGCAAUUAUAAGCAACUGCGCGGGAAGUGUGAAGAAUUGACCAGUUUUUUAGUCGCUUGUUGCAUGGAAAGUAGUGGCUGGAAGUUCCCGGUUUCUGGGUUAAAGCUGGUAGCCAGGGGAAAGGAUGUGUUAGCUCGUAAGUACCUCCCGUAAGCGCCUCCCGAGCGCCGAUUGAUUAGAUUACUAAAGAGAGCAAAAGAAAUAGAGAGAGAGGGAGAGAGAGAGAGAGAGCUACUAGUGUAGGAUGGGGUUGCUAGAACCCAAAGACCAUUUUAAUUAAUGACUGGCAAACUGGUGUUUAUAGAAUUAGAAGAUUGCAUUAGAGGAAGGAGCAGAAGCGCUUUGACAACCAAAAAAAAAAGCGCUGGAGAAAGAAAGCCCCCUCUCCCCAACACCCCCCCCUCCCCCUCCAUGGGAAGGCAUUAUUACUAUGUAUGAUAAAUCAUCCCGCUGCGUACCAAGCACGGGGUAGAGAGCGUGUUGUAUUAGCAUAACUUGAAAGUAAAUACAGAAAGCAAACGAAGGGAGAAACAGCGAAACCGGAUAAGAGUGCGAACAAAACAGCAAACCAAAAACGCAGCAGCAUCACAAACAACAAACCAAGUGGAAAAUAAAUAUAUAUAUAAAUGUGUUCUGUCUCA
Molecule: messenger RNA, 4077 nt
Organism: Anopheles stephensi (Asian malaria mosquito)
Lineage: Eukaryota; Metazoa; Arthropoda; Insecta; Diptera; Culicidae
Gene: Nrk
Product: tyrosine-protein kinase transmembrane receptor Ror2
Exons: 4
Coding region: 390-2453 (687 amino acids)
Biological process (GO): positive regulation of kinase activity; cell surface receptor protein tyrosine kinase signaling pathway; protein phosphorylation
Cellular component (GO): signaling receptor complex
Molecular function (GO): protein binding; ATP binding; transmembrane receptor protein tyrosine kinase activity
Source: RefSeq, a predicted model, not a curated record